Molecule: messenger RNA, 3595 nt
Organism: Blepharisma stoltei
Lineage: Eukaryota; Ciliophora; Heterotrichea; Heterotrichida; Blepharismidae
Source: the annotation of a GenBank genome assembly
AUGAUUCUUGAAUAUAAAAAUGGAUAUAUGAAUUCUAAUAAUUUUGACUCGCUGCUUCUGAAGCAAUUAUUUGAGUCCAAAACAUCAGAGCAUAGAAAAUUGCCCUUAUUUUCUAUAGUAAACAUUGAAAAUAAUUCAAAGAUCAUAAAAGCUCUAAUAGAUGGCUUAAAUGCUAAAGUUUUCAACAAUACUUUUUUCUACCCUGGUAAUACAAAUACCCCUCCAAUAAUUUCUGAAACUGAGAUCGUAGUCUCAAUUGCUUCAGGAUCAAAAGAGCCAAAUGGUUUACCAAAUAAUGUCUACAAUUCUGAAAAUUUUGAAGGUUCUCUAUAUGCCCAGUGAGUUAUAAACAAUUCGACAUUCAUCUUAAAGAAUUUUUAUAUUACCCAAUUUCAAACAGACUGCGGAUCUGACACUUUCGAUUUUAAUUUUUAUUAUAAUUGUAUGAAUCCUUAUAAAGAUCAGCGGCAGAGUUUUCUGCGUGACGGGCCUGAAGGAAGGUCGCCGCAGUGGAAUUCUGCCUCACGGGGGAAGGGUCUGAUGCCCUGAGAAGAGAAAAAAUAUGGCCUGUGCCGAUUUUUAAAACCGUUGGCCUCAGGAGUUGCCGGCGUGAGUUGUGGAGCUGAUGUUGGCGAGGUUUUGGAGCUGCUGUUGGCGUUUUUUUGUUGGUGAGGUUUUGGAACUGCUGUUGGCGUUUUUGUUGUGCCUUGGGCACAAUACAGCAUUGGGAUGGUAUGGCGAAGCAAUUAAACUUGAACCAGACAAUAGUAGGGUAGGGAUAAGCAUAAUUUUCUUCUUAUAAAGAUCAGCUUGGAGUAGCGUUUCUUUCCCCUUCCUUUGAGUAUGGAGCUCUUGGAUAUAUUUUAGUUUUGAGAAGCUUAGGUCUAGAAAUUCCCCAUUGUGGGGCUGCGACUUCAAUUAGUGAACUAUCAAAUAAAACUGAAUACCGUGAAUUCAUGAGAAUUACAAGUAGUCCUUAUGAUUAUGCAACCAUUGUGGCUAAAAGCAUCACAUAUUUUGGAUGAAAUAAUAUUGCUGUCAUUUAUAGCAAUGAUUCGACGAUGGCCUCUCUGUACAAAGUAUUCGUUGAGGAUUGCACAAGGUUAGAUAUAUCUAUUCUGAAUAAUGAAGAUAAAAGGAUAAUUUCACCAGGCUACCUGAGAAGCAAUUUCAGGCAAUUUAAACACAUAUUUCAAAAUAUAUAUGAUUCAAAAGCCAGAAUUUGUAUUAUGCUUAUGGACGUUCAGUCCUCUUUACAUGCAGUAGAAGGCUUAUAUGACAUAGGCUUUAGAGAAGGGGACAUUGUUCUAAUUUUUAAGAGCAAAAUAGGAGGAGCUAAAGCUUCUUUCAAUGAUCUUCCAGAAUUUGUGCAUAAAAGAAAAGAAUUAUUGCUUGGAUCUUUGAGUUUUUCAUCUAUAGAAUACUACGGAGAUUAUGGGGAAAAAAUUGAAGCAGAAAUAGCUAAAGCUUUCUAUCCAGAAGAUCCAAGCUAUAAGUGUUUUUCAUUUGACGCUUUUAUGCUUGCAGCUAAUGGACUUGAUUAUACUAUAAAUCAAGGUGGAGAAAUCGAAAAUCCUUGACUAUUGAAUAAAAACCUCAGGAAACAAAGGUUUGUUGGCUGCAGUGGAGUUAUUUCAAUAAAUUCAAACUCUAAUGAUAGAAAUUCUGCUCCCAAACCACUAAUGAAUUUUUAUUAUAAUGAAACUGAUAAAACAUAUUACGAAGAAAUAGCUAUGAUCUUUAAUCUAGAAUCGUCAAAGACUCUGUCUGUUUUGCAGCAAAUUAUAUGACCUGGUGGUUCCUACGAAAUCCCAAAAGACCUUAGAGAUGAUAAUUUCGAUUGCCCAUUUGAUAAAAAACUUGUCAGCAGGUCUGGAAAAGGCAUAGGGUUGCUUUUUGGCAUAUACUUUUCGAUAUUUUCUGCAUCAGGAUUCAUGACCUUUUUCGUAUGGCAGAGAUGAAAACUAAUUGACUUCCCCAAGCUCAAAAAGCAAAAAAAGAUAAAAUUUGCUGAUAUGAUGGUUUAUUUAGUUAUUGCCAUUGAUUUUUUUCAAUAUCUUUAUUUAGGUCCUCCAAUAUCAAUUAAUCCACUGGUAGCGUAUAUUAGUGAAGCUACUACUAGUUAUUUAGAUUUAAAGAGCUCCAUUUUACUUAAGCAGGAUGAUUUAUGCAUCCAUAAGUCGAAAUCUUUAACUCUCAAGUGGCGGCAUCAGAGCCAUCUUGUCUUAAAGAGUCUAGAAGAUCCACUAAAAGGCCAGAAAGUCUUCACUGGUUGCUUAACUCUCCUGAACCUGGCUUCAGUGGAUGCUGCACCUAAGGGUCAAUCUUCUCAAGUGUGCCAAGUAGUAACUCCUUUCUUCCAGAGUCAUCUAAUUACCCGUGUAAUUCAAUAUUGGUAUCGUAAAUAAAAGUCCACGUGGAAAACUGGAUCCUAUAUAAUAAAUAUCGUGUAGUAAGAAUUGCUCUCGAGGAAUAUUUCUCGAAGAGAAUUAAUUUUUACUUACAUUUUAUUAUUAUAUAUAUAAGUGAAACAACUUCUGUCGAUCUAUCAAAUAUAAUUUCUUUUAAAGGAUCAUUUUUUUGAAUUGUCAUGAUUCUAGCUCUUUCUUUAGCUUCUCUGAGCAUUUUUCUAAAUAUUUUGACGGUAACAAGAUUCAAGUAUUACCUCGAAACAAAGUAUUUUGCAGAUAUAAAAGCCCUUGCAGAAGGAUUGAUGCCUAUACUUGGGAAUGCUUUAUUCAUCCCAAUUUUUUCAUUUUUAUUGAAUAUCUUUGCAUGCACACAUACAACAGGGCAUAAUAUCUUUGACACUUAUUUAGAUCAUGACUGCUAUCAAUAUUGCUGACAAGGAAAACACUUGAUAUUCGCUAUAUUUUCUAUAGUAGCAAUUUUCGUUUAUGUACCCUUAAUAGUUUAUUAUCGACCGUUAUAUCAAGAAGUGCAAGAAUCUUUAAAUAUAAAAACAAUGCCAAAGUAUCUUGUCGUAAAGAGUUUUGCUCAAAUUUUUUUCGUGGUUCUUAAAAAAACUCUUGGCUUGUAUCAAUUAAAAAUUCAUGGAUUUAUCUAUUUGGUUUUAUUUUCUAUAUAUAUUUGAAUCAUUAUAAGAAUAAAACCAUAUAAUUAUGAGAAAAUUUCUCUAUUUCUGCUAGUUUCAUUGCUUAUGGUAGAUUGGUCUGUACUGUGAACAUCUAUCGCAAAUGUAUUUGAAAUGACUAUUAUUCCCUGGUUAUGCUGCCAGCUGAUUGGAUGAGCUGCAAUUCUUGUUUUGGGAACUCUAAAGUCUAAUAAAAUUCCAUCACUAAUUUUAGCUGGAGAAGGGAUUGAUGUGUCAAUCUUGUUUAAAUUUAUGGUUGGCCAGGUUGAAGCGAGCCAAAUAGACAAAAAAGAAAUUAAGUUUGUUUCUAAGAAAGAAAUAGGAAAUCCUUGGAAAAAUAUCCUUGCUCAAGAUGAAGAAAAAUUAGAAUUAAAAGUUGAAGAUGAUCCUUCUCAAGUAAAAAUUUCUAAUUCAAUCGAUAUGAGUUUACAAAUUUAUGAAAAUGAUGCUCUGAAGAAGGAUGAAACAGCAAGAAUCGCAACAGCUCGGAAAUUUAUAUAA